AUGUCCUUCAACCGAUUUCGUUGUUUGGAAAAAGUUCAUCAAACAACUAAACGAUCAAUGUCAGUGGGUCGUGUCUAUCGUAAAUCAUUCACAGUAUGUGGCAGUGAAGACUUUAUACAGAAUGUAUUAAAAAGUGAUAUUCCUGUGAUCGUCAACUUCCAUGCAGAGUGGUGUGAGCCUUGUUUAACAUUAACACCAAUGUUAAAAAAGAUGGUUGGGGACUCACCGUCUGUACAUUUAGCAAUAGUGGAUGUUGAAAAGAAUGCUGAUUUGGUUCACACAUUUGAGGUAAAAGCAGUUCCAGCUGUUUUAGCCAUUCGCGAUGGUCAUGUCAUUGACAAAUUUAUUGGACUCAUUGACAAUGACAUGAUCAAUGAAAUGGUGAAAAAAAUAUCUAAGCCGGAAGAAGUAUAG
Molecule: messenger RNA, 414 nt
Organism: Macrosiphum euphorbiae (potato aphid)
Lineage: Eukaryota; Metazoa; Arthropoda; Insecta; Hemiptera; Aphididae
Source: the annotation of a GenBank genome assembly